UCGGCCACGGUAAACAGGAAGUGGGAGCUUCCGUAGCGCAGAGCUGGAGGAGGCGGAGGGUCGGUGAGGGACUCCCUCGUCUCCCGCCGUUAGAGCCCGCUCUCCGUCCUUCGCCACGUCCUCCCGCCGGUCUACAGGGACUCGGCUGCCACCUCUGAGUGCCGAGCCAUGGCCGAAUACUCCUAUGUCAAGUCCACCAAACUCGUGCUCAAGGGUGCGAAGGCCAAGAGUAAAAAGAAGAAGAGCAAGGAUAAGAAGAGGAAACGGGAAGAAGAUGAGGAAACUCAACUUGAUAUUGUGGGAAUCUGGUGGACUGUAUCCAACUUUGGGGAGAUUUCAGGAACCAUUGCCAUUGAAAUGGAUAAAGGAGCCUAUAUCCAUGCCCUGGACAAUGGCCUUUUUACACUGGGAGCUCCUCACAGAGAAGUGGAUGAGGGCCCCAGUCCUCCAGAGCAGUUUACUGCCGUCAAAUUGUCUGAUUCCAGAAUUGCCCUGAAAUCUGGCUAUGGAAAAUACCUUGGUAUAAAUUCAGACGGACUUGUUGUUGGGCGUUCAGAUGCAAUUGGGCCCAGAGAACAGUGGGAACCAGUAUUUCAAGAUGGGAAAAUGGCUUUAUUGGCCUCAAAUAGCUGCUUUAUUAGAUGUAAUGAAGCAGGCGACAUAGAAGCAAAGAAUAAAACAGCAGGAGAAGAAGAGAUGAUAAAGAUUAGAUCCUGUGCUGAAAGAGAAACCAAGAAGAAAGAUGACAUCCCAGAAGAAGACAAAGGGAAUGUGAAGCAGUGUGAAAUCAACUAUGUAAAGAAAUUUCAGAGCUUCCAAGACCACAAACUCAAAAUAAGCAAAGAAGAUAGUAAAAUUCUUAAAAAGGCUCGGAAAGAUGGAUUUUUGCAUGAGACACUUCUGGACAGGAGAGCCAAAUUGAAAGCUGACCGAUACUGCAAAUGACGGAGAUGUUUUUGUGUUGCUUUGGUUUUUUUGUUGUUGGGGGGGGGGGUGUUGUCUGUCUGUUUUCAUCCUGAAUAAAAAUAUUCAGUACAACUCUGCUUUUACAGAGUUCUUGAGUCCUUUUGAAAUUACUGCUUAAUUUAGUAUCUAGUUUGUCCAAGAUUGAUCAAGUUUAAUCCGGGUCCUUCAUGGGAUUUACUUUUCAGACAAGUGUACCCACUUAAAGGUCUAUAGAACUUCUUACACUGAAUUCCCUGUCAUGUUACUUCAGAAAAUAGGUUCCCUGCUGCUGUGGACUCUUCCUGUUACUGUGCUGCCUUUCUUUAUAUUGGUCCAAGCUUGAUCUGUACAUUGAGAGGGAUUUAGAUAGUAAGUAAAUAUAAGUAAAGCUUUGAUACUCUUCCUU
This is a messenger RNA of Peromyscus maniculatus bairdii (prairie deer mouse), 1351 nucleotides long. Lineage: Eukaryota; Metazoa; Chordata; Mammalia; Rodentia; Cricetidae. The record is from RefSeq and is a predicted model, not a curated record.